Dunckerocampus dactyliophorus (ringed pipefish) is the source of this 4298-nucleotide messenger RNA. RefSeq names its product ankyrin repeat and SOCS box protein 3-like. Gene Ontology annotation, cellular component: cytoplasm. The transcript is spliced from 10 exons. Gene Ontology annotation, molecular function: protein binding. Gene Ontology annotation, biological process: intracellular signal transduction. The record is from RefSeq and is a predicted model, not a curated record. The coding region runs from base 498 to 2201 and encodes 567 amino acids. Lineage: Eukaryota; Metazoa; Chordata; Actinopteri; Syngnathiformes; Syngnathidae.
GCUUGGCCAGCUGGCCGUUGAGUCCCUGCAGGAACAGCUGGUCCGUGACUUUGCCCACGUUCAUGCAGGCUUCGUCCAGCACGGAGAAGAUGCCUUUGUGCUGCUGCUCCACCAGAUCCACGAUGAUCUGGUUGUUGAAGUAGUCGAUCUGCCGAAAAGGAGCGACGUAGCGCAUCACGCGUGCCCAUUAUCAACGGUCAAGAAGACGAGGAGGACGCGGCACGCACGUGUUUCCAUGGAAUGCCUUCUCGCUGAUACUCCUCCUGCUCCUGCUUCAGCACCAGCUGGAUGAAGAGCUGCUGCAGCUUCUCGUUGCAGUAGUUGAUGCAGAACUGCUCAAAGCUGCAACAAACAACACAGCGUCUGUUGAAAACACGGCUCGUUACACUUCCGGUGUGGUUGAUGACGUCCGAAAACAGCGACACGAGGGCGGUCUGUCUGAUGCGCUCCACUUCCGGUAAGAACUGCACGGAGCGGAUGCAUGAGAGGAAGAUGCGAUGGACUUCACCGAGUGCUACGAGGACACGGUGUCCAGCGUGGCCGCGGCCGCUCGCGUGGGCUGCAGGAGGCGGCUGAGGAGGCUCAUCCGCGAGGGUCGCAGCGUGGACUGUCCGGAUAACCGAGGUUGGACGGCGCUGCACGAGGCGGCCGCAGCCGGCAGCGUGGGCUGCCUGAAGGAGAUUCUGUCUGCCGCCGCAGCGACUGGCGGAUCAUCUUUGGACGUCCAGUCCUUCGUCAACUAUGCCACCCACGAGGGGGAGUCGGCGUGCCACCUGGCGGCGCGGCGCGGCUUCCUGCCGGCGGUUCGCAUUCUCCUGAGAGCGGGCGCCGACGUCAACCAGUGCACCAAUGACCUGUCCUGUCCUCUCUACGCAGCGGUCAGCGGCGACCACCAGGAUGUGGUGCGGCUGCUGCUGGCCAAAGGCGCCGAGGUCAACGGCACGCACACGGCUUCCUGUUGGACCUCCCUUCAUCAGGCCGUUUAUCAGGGUCACACCGGAGUCGUGCGCAUCCUGGCACGAGUGGCCCACCUGGAGGCACGCGACGACAACAGAGUCACUCCUCUCUUCCUGGCAGCGCAGUACGGACGGCGGGAAUGUCUGAAAGUCCUGGUGGACGCCGGUGCCGACGUGAACGCGCAGGCCGCCGACCUGGCCACGCCGCUGCUGCUGGCGUCUCAGGAGGGUCACACGGCCUGCGUGGACAUCCUGUUGGGUCACGGCGCCGACCCCAACAUGGCCUGCAGUCAGGAAUGGCCCCAACUCCCCAUUCACGCCGCCGCCCAGUUCGGCCAUCGCGAGAUCCUCGGGAGACUCAUACCCGUCACGGCGCGCGCGUGCGACCGCGGCGAGGGCAUGGUGAGUCCGCUCUACUUGGCGGCGCAAGGUGACCGGGAGGAGAGUGCCAGGCUGCUUCUGAGCGAAGGUUUCAGCCCCGACGGCCAGGACUGCACCCGCCUCCUUGGCUGCCGCUCGCCGCUCCACGCCGCCGUGCAAAGCGACGCCCCGGUUUCUCCCUCGAAGGUGACCACCCUGCUGCUGGAGGCGGGCGCCCGUCUGAGGGAGGACGAGUGGGUUCACGUCCUGCGUUUGUCCAACGUGCCGCUGCUGGACGCGGUGCUCUCUCUCAGGCGCAUCCCGCCUCCGUGGGAGCCGAGCGACGACUCGGCAGCGGCGCGGCGCCAGGGCGAGAUGCCGCUGGGACGGCAGGAGCUGGGGGACAUGUUGGCGGUGGCGCUCCGUCACAUCCAGGAUGCCCGCUACUGGCUCCCCCGUCUGCUGAAGGCGGGACUUGAACCUGCGUUGCUGCUGCAGCCGUGCAUGUGCGUCUUCCUCCUUUUCACACUUCCUCUUUUUUUUCCUCCCUUCACGCUCUGUCUGCCCUGCAGGCUAGAGAAGGCCACCAGUGACGUCGUGAAUUAUCUCCUGCACUUUGUGAACUGGUCCACUCUGUCAGCCUCUUUGAAAGCCAUUCUGUGGGGAAGACGGGCUGAGGACACGUGGCGACCCGACCCGCACUUUGACUCCACCCCCAGUCUCGCUCACCUGUGCCGCCUGCAGGUCCGAUCCCUGAUGGGACCGGACCUCAUCAGGAGGACCGACCGCGUCCGGCAGCUCCCCGUGCCCCCCUGCCUUCACCGCUUCCUCCGCUUCCGUGACAUUCCCGAGCCCUCCAUCCAAGAAGACCCCCACGACGUUUAGACGUCAGAGCGGACUCGCACCAGCGCCCACACUUGUUCAACCUUCCAGAAUGAGGCAAUCUUUGGGGGAAAGUCAGGGCAAAAGGUAACUGGACAGCAGCAAGAGAGUUUGAGAUGAAAAUAAAGUUUGUUUUGAACAAACGUGGAGCACAAAGGCGGCCUUUUAAAGCAACAUUUCAACAAAUUGUACGUUUUUUUUCAGCUUUCACAUGAGGCUCGAAAUCAGGGGUGUCCACACAGUCAAGAAAUAUCAUUUUUAAGAAAAAAAUAAAAAUAAAAUGGAGGAAAUUUGCUUCCAUCCAUCUUCCUCCACUUGUCCGGGUCCAGGUCGCGGGGGCAGCAGUCUCAGCAAGGAAGCCCAGACUUCCCGGUCCCCACCCACCACCUCCAGCUCCACCGGGAGGACACCAAGGCGUUCCCAGGCCAGCUUUGAGACAUCAUCCCUCCAGCGUGUCCUAGGUCUGCCCUGGGACCUUCUCCCAGCUGGGCAUGCCCGGAACACCUCCCCAGGGAGGCGUCUGGGAGGCAUCCGGACUAGAUGCCUGAACCACCACAACUGGCUCCUCUCCAUGUGAAGGAGCAGGAGCUUUACUCUGAGCCCCUCCCGGAUGACCGAGCUGCUUACUCUCUCUCUUAAGCGGGAGUCGCAUCUCGACGUACGUGUUGCCACACGCACAGGUGCUGCAAUUUUUGGGAAAAUUGGUAGGUUUUAGAUCGUGAUUGCGUUGUGCGACUUGUGCGAGCUAGGUGUGCUUCAGGUAAGGCUGUGGUAUGUUUCACUCACCGGGGAUGUACCGUGUGUGGGCAUCGUACGAGGCCCAUGAAGCCCACUCACUUCCAUUGCAAGGUGGGCGUGCUGGCUUCCUACGGCACCUGCAGCUAUCAUGACCGGGAGAACAGCUGGAGGGGUUGCAAUGUACACAAUGCACUUUUAAACUUGCUGCACACGCACUCCUGCUCUGCUUUGCUCUUGCGACCUGGCUGAGUGCAAGGAUUUCCUGCAUGCAUGCAGAAAAUAAUUUGCAUGCCAGUUUUCGUAGGAGAAGGUACGUUGGGAUGUAACUAACCCCCUUUAGGGUGAGUCCAGCCACCCUACGGAGGAAAGUCCUUUCAGCCGCUUGCAUCCAAGCAUUCCACGCAAUGUUGAAGAGACGUGCCAGCCAAGACAGUCCCUCAACAUCCCGAGCCAGGAGGAACUCAAUCCCACUGACGUCCCUUCCUUAGAGGAAGCAGAGUCUGAGGACACGAACGCGGACACUUCCAUCACCACGGCUGAGCUAUUUGGAGAGUCAAAACACUCGCCGGUAGCAAAGUUCCGGGGGUUGAGUUUCAGCCUGAGUUCCUCAAGAAAGUUGAAAUAUAUAAAAAAAAAAAAACGGCAAAAAUGUGAUAAAAAGAGUGAAGUUGAUAAUGGGCUUUUUCACCUAUAUGAGAAAGCUGAGAUAAAAUAACAAAAAAAUGCAAAUAAUAUAAUAAAAAUAACUUGUUAGCAUAUCAACAUGUGUAGCUUCACUAAAUCUCAAAGUGUCAAAGUUGCAUCCUUUCAUUUUUCGUUGUGUGGCCCUCAAGAUGGAAAAAGCCCAACUCUAAAUGACAUACGGGGUCCAAAGCAGGCAUAAGAUGUCAUCAAGUGGUGGUCUUUAAUAUCUGUGGUGUAUUUACAGUAUUUACAAUCAUUCCUCACACCAGUCAACUUAUCAAAAAUAGCAUUUGAGCUCACGUUGCAUGAGGAAACAUCUGUGAAAUAGUCAGGACACGCGUGGGCGUCACAAAGGCACAGUCUGAUGGUCACCAUGGUGACGAUGAGGGGAUCACAUGACUGAAAAUAUGCAAAAGUUUGUUCAAAGGCGUGCACAGAAUGGACCACGACGCUUCAAGUAUGAUCCUUUGGGUGCUGCUUCACUCUGCAGCUCAGCACCUUCUACCCAGAUAGUCCGCCCUCCUUGCUUCCGGGCCGGGCGCCGCACAGGACGGCGCCACUCGCCGGAGUCUCGGCGCUCGCCAAACAUUUUUGUCCCUUCCCUCGCAAAAAGAAGCCAAAGUGGGAGUGAAAAGAACAUGCUAGCGCUAUGACUGGAAUCAGCCUGGUCCAUGACGG